Messenger RNA from Didymodactylos carnosus, 210 nucleotides. Lineage: Eukaryota; Metazoa; Rotifera; Eurotatoria; Philodinida; Philodinidae. The record is from the annotation of a GenBank genome assembly.
AUGGAAUAUCCUGCACAGCGUUCUUGCCAUGUCGAAUGGCGAAAUCGGAAAAGUAAAGGGGAACUUCUAAAUAAUUUUCUUGUUGAAAUUGGCGCCGAUAUUUGUACACAUCGCUACAAAGAAGAUGAAGUUCGUCAAGGACAUGUUUUGAAUGAUGCUGAAGAUAAAGUGGUUCAAGACGUGAAAAUGAAAAAUGGAAUGUUAAAAUAA